This is a messenger RNA of Pipistrellus kuhlii (Kuhl's pipistrelle), 1735 nucleotides long. RefSeq names its product coiled-coil domain containing 137 (gene CCDC137). The coding region runs from base 9 to 863 and encodes 284 amino acids. Lineage: Eukaryota; Metazoa; Chordata; Mammalia; Chiroptera; Vespertilionidae. The transcript has 6 exons. The record is from RefSeq and is a predicted model, not a curated record.
GCGUGCAAAUGCCGGGAGCCAGGCUCCGAGCAGCGGGCCCCCCGCAGACGGGGGGACCUAGGGGCCCGGAGCGGCCGCAGGGGCGGCGGCAGCAGCUGCUGGGGAAGCAGCCGGCGCCGAGGCCCAGGCCGCGCAGCCAAGAAAAGAAGAAAGUGAAUUGCAAGCCCAAGAACCAGGAUGAACAGGAAAUCCCUUUCCGCCUCCGGGAGAUCAUGAGGAGCCGCCAGGAGAUGAAAAACGCCGUUAGUAACAAGAAGAGGAAGAAAGAGGCCCAGGCGGUCUUCAGAAGGACGCUGGAGAAGGAGGCCAGGGGAGUGGGGCCAGACAUCCCCGUCCCCAAGUUCAAGCGGAGGAAGUGGGAGUCUGACGCGGUCUACAUCCAGCGCAUGGAGCAGGAGGCCCAGCACGUGCUGUUCCUCAGCAAAAACCAGGCCGACCAGCAGCCCGAGGCGGAGGUGGCUCCCAAGAAGAAGUCGGAGGGGAAGAAAGCGUUCCAGAAGCGGCGGCGGGACAGAGUCCGGAGGAAGAGGGAGGAAAAGGCCGAGGAGAGGCUGGAGCAGGAGCUGCUCCGAGACACGGUGAAGUUUGGUGAGGUCGCCCUGCAGCCCCCCGAGCUGACCGCCCAGCCCAGGAAGAGCGGGAGCGCAGGCCAGCCUGGCAAGAAGUCGCUGAUGCUGGCGAAGCUUCUGGGCCCCGGCGGUGUGGCCCGGCCUCCGCCCGCCUCCAUGGCCCGGCAGCGGAUUGUGGCGGAGGAGAGAGCGCGGGCGGUGCAGGCCUACCGGGCGGUGAAGGCGCAGCGGCAGGCGCAGGGGCCUCCGUCAGCCCACCUCCCGCCCAGGAAGAAGCCAGAGACCCGCCUUUGAGAGACGAGGGUUCCCGCACCGGGUGGGGCGAAGGGCAGGGGGUCCCCAGAUCUGAGUCCUUUCCCUGGCACACCCCGGACACAGCCUGGAGCACCGGCUCAGAGUUCGGGAAAAGGCCCCAGUCUCUCAAGCAAGACCAUCCGCCAGGCCCGGGCCAGGACAUCACCUGUGCCCAGCCCCCAGGGCAGGGCCAGCGCCUGCGCCUGCGCCUGGCUAUCAGCCCCUCACACCUGUCCCCGAGCCCAGCAUCGCCCUCAGCUGUUCUCACACACAGGCCCAUCCCGAUCCCAUCCCUAAUUGCCAGUUGAUUGUAGAAGCUGUGACUCUGGCGAACGGAAUCCCUCACAGGCUCCAGAUCACGGGAGCAGCAGUGCGGGGAGGGUGGGGGCAGGACCCACAGGGGUGGUCGGCACCUACAACACCGGCUCCCAGUGCCAGUUAAGUCCCCGCAGAGGCAGCUGGAGUCGGUGCAUGCCUUAGUCCUGAUGUGUAGACCGAUGACCGCACCACAGUGGGGCGGUCCUUGGGGAGAGCUGUGGCACAGGAAGCAUUUCUCACGGGCGGUCCUUGGAGGGCUGCCUGGCAGUUCAGUCCUCCAAACAAGACCUGGUGCUUGACACUGACCCGACGGGGUUCCCAGCCCUCGGUGCAGGUGCCCCCUCCCUGCCCGUCUGUCCGGCCGGGACCAGGUCCCUCACGGGGUGUGGCGCUGGGACCAUCUGGGUUCUAGGAAUGUUCACUGAUGCUGAGAUGUCAUUGUUUCUAGACCGUUUUUUGCAGACAGGCCUUAGGAGUAUAAUUUUUUAAAACGUGUUUAUGUAACUACAGUUCUCAAUUUGUAUUGAGAUUAGCUAUUAAAUUUUAAUAUUUUA